Messenger RNA from Onychostruthus taczanowskii (white-rumped snowfinch), 2750 nucleotides. It is a transcript of the gene DIPK2A, whose product is annotated as divergent protein kinase domain 2A. Gene Ontology annotation, biological process: regulation of phosphatidylinositol 3-kinase/protein kinase B signal transduction; cardiac muscle cell proliferation. Gene Ontology annotation, cellular component: COPI vesicle coat. NCBI's taxonomy places the organism in Eukaryota, Metazoa, Chordata, Aves, Passeriformes, Passeridae. The transcript is spliced from 3 exons. Bases 127 to 1416 code for a protein of 429 amino acids. The record is from RefSeq and is a predicted model, not a curated record.
AGUAACUUGGCCGCCUUUUAUCGGGCGAGCGGCGAGGCGGGGAGUUUAUUGGAGCCGGAGCCGCGGCGCGGCCGGGGCGGGCAGCGAGCUCAGCGGAGGGCGGGGGGCCCGGCGCGGCCCGGGACGAUGCUGCGGCUGGUGUCGCUGAAGUUGGGGCGGCUGUACCGCUACGUGAAGCUGGCGGUGCUGGGCAGCCUGGCGGCGGCGCUGGUGCUGAACACGCACUCGCUGCUGGCCUCGCUGCAGCGCAACGAGCUGUCGGAGCGGCGCUUCCUGCAGCUCAAUAAGUGCCCGGCCUGCUGGGGCACCAGCUGGUGCCGCAAGUUCCUCAACGGGCAGCUGCGGCUGGAGAGCUGGGGCCGCCUGCGCCUGCUGGACUUCUUCAACGUGAAGAACGUGUACUUCGCGCGGUACGGCGAGCCCCGCGAGGGCUCCCGCCGCGUCGUGCUGAAGCGCCUGGGCUCGGCGCAGGAGCUCGCCGACAUCGACACCAAGAUCUGCCGCCGCGCCACCGGCAGGGGCCGCUGCGACCUGCUGCAGGCGCUGCCCGCCACCGAGUUCGCCAGCCUGAACGGCGACGUGCGGCUGCUCACCCCCGGCGCCGUGGAGGGCUGGUCCGACCUGGUGCACUGCCCCUCGCAGCGCCUGCUCGACCGCCUGGUGCGCCGCUACGCCGAGACCAAGGACUCGGGCAGCUUCCUGCUGCGCAACCUGAAGGACUCGGAGCGCAUGCAGCUGCUCAUCACCCUCGCCUUCAACCCCGAGCCGCUGGUGCUGCAGAGUUUUCCAUCUGAUGAGGGUUGGCCAUUUGCAAAGUACUUGGGAGCCUGUGGAAGGAUGGUGGCUGUCAACUACGUGGGAGAAGAGCUGUGGAGUUACUUCAAUGCACCAUGGGAGAAACGAGUGGAUCUGGCCUGGCAAUUAAUGGAAAUAGCUGAGCAGCUGACAAAUAAUGACUUUGAAUUUGCACUCUACCUCCUUGAUGUCAGCUUUGACAACUUUGCAGUGGGACCAAGAGAUGGGAAAGUUAUCAUUGUAGAUGCAGAAAACGUUCUGGUAGCAGACAAAAGGUUGAUCAGACAGAAUAAACCUGAGAACUGGGACGUGUGGUACGAGAGCAAGUUUGAUGACUGUGAUAAAGAAGCCUGUCUGUCCUUCUCUAAGGAGAUUCUUUGUGCUCGUGUCACUGUGGACCACAACUAUUAUGCCAUUUGCCAGAACCUUUUGUCCAGACACGCCACGUGGCGGGGCACCUCGGGGGGGCUCCUGCACGACCCCCCAGCUGAGAUUGCCAAAGAGGGGCGCCUGGAGGCCCUGCUGGAUGAGUGUGCCAACCCAAAGAAGAGAUACGGGCGGUUCCAAGCCGCCAAGGAGCUGCGGGAAUACCUUGCACAGCUCAGUAACAACGUGAGGUAGUCCACAGAGAAAUUCUUUGGCAGCGCUGGCUAAAACACUAUUGCAAAGACACGUAGAAAACAGAAGUUUUGGACUCGUCUGUUAAAAAGAGAGACUAAAAAACCCUAGUUUAUCAGUUUUCUAAAUACUGUAAAAAUAGAAUUUUAUGGUGUUCUAAUGUUCCUUUGCAAACAAACAAGGUACUUACUGAAUUAAAACUUGAGCUACUAUUGACUGUCCUCCCUAACAGUUCAAAAGGGAGUAGGUCACAAAAGACUGUGAUAGCUUAAUUGACAGCUUGUGUGUCAAAGGGUACUUUACCUAAAACUGCAUUAGUGUCACAGUUUUGUGAAACUGAUGUUCUUACUUGGAAAGUCAAGUUAGUCUGGUGGCCUGUUUUAAAGGCCUUUUUCCUGACAUCAUUGUCUCAUUUUUGUGUUUGUUUAAACACCUUGAAGUGGCAUUUACAUCCAGGUAAACCUAGCUGUCUGCAUUGUUUCAAACUGAACAGGCUUUCGUGUUAAUGCUGUGCAGAACAUUCCUACUGUGAGUGCAGGAUUCCUGAGUUUACUGUCUGAUUUUAGGGGGUUUUACACUGUAUUUUACUAUGCUUAGACAUUGUGGUUUGUUUUUUUAAGAUCAUCAUAAGCUCAAAUCUCACUUGAACUAACAUUCAUUUAAUGUCUUCUGUGGUACUGCCAUUGAAAAUAUCACUUAAUGUUACUGUCGUACAAAACUUACCCUUCAUGCCAGUAUAUACACAUGGCUGGUUAACAGGAAAUCAUGGUAUGUGCAAACUCUUAUUUUUAACAGAGAUACUUUGAAAAUUGGAAAGACACUACAAUAAAAAGAUCUGUGUUAAUUUGGGGAUAGAAGGUUGAGUAAAAAUAGAAAGUCAUUAAUCUGGUGUAGUUUUAGUAUAAGCCAAAGAAAAUGGUUUUGUUUACUGGUUUUUGAACAUACAGUAAACAAAGAAUGCUAUACUGUAGUGAAACUAACAAUUUUCAAAAUUCAGAUUUUGAUGGUCCUUGGUUACUUUCUGAAGAACUUCUGAAACUGUACUGAUGCUAGAGAAAACCCUAAUUUAAAUAAUGUCGAGCAAGUUAGCAGUUUGUUUUACAUCCUUCCUAAGUGUGUUGAAUGGAAUUUUCUGAAUAUUCAUCUUUUGGUUUACCAGUAAGCUGUAUUCACUCUAGGUACCUUUUCUUGGAAUAAGUUUGACUAUUCCCAGUACAGUUGAAAUUGACUUGUUGAGGUUUGUGUAAAUAUGGAGUUGUUCUCAUAAAUCACAGUUUUUAUAAAAGCCUCAGUUUCUGCUACAGGAACUCACUUGAAAGCUUGCUCCUCAGUUUUUG